AUGUCGGACGUGCGUGUGCAAUUUAACAUCCAGUCAGAGUCAGGAACCGAUGAAGAGGUAUUCCUACCCCCAGCACCUCUUCUAGCUGGAGCUCAUGUCUCUGGUCUUCAGUCGUACUGGGAAAAAUACCGCCUUUCCAUCAACAAUUCCGAUGCUUUCUGGAAAAGUGUAGCAGAAGAAUUACAUUUUGCCAAGGGAUCAACAAAGGGCUUGGAGUGGAACUUCGACGCGAAGAAAGGCGACAUUUUUUGCCGGUUUAUGGAUGGAGCGAAGACAAACAUCUCCUACAACUGCCUGGAGCGAAACAUAAAACGGGGUUUUGGUAGCAAGGUGGCGUAUAUCUGGGAAGGAAAUGAACCCUCGGACAAUUUCAAAAUCACCUUUGGCGAACUACACGCUCAGGUGGUUAAUUUUUCUGCCGUUCUUCGUGCUCAUGGAAUACGUAGAGGGGACGUCGUUGCCUUAUACCUCCCAAUGAUUACGGAAUUGGCAGUUGCUAUGUUGGCAUGCGCACGAAUUGGAGCUAUGCAUUCGGUGGUUUUUGCCGGCUUUUCGUCUGCAGCUCUAGGAAACCGAAUAGUUGAUGCGAAAUGUCGUAUUCUUGUCACUGCUGAUGGUUUCUUCCGUGGAACGAAGUACAUUAAUCUAAAGUCAAUAGCAGAUAAAGCCUUAGAGAUAGCACUAGAAGGUGGAGUGAAAGUCGAAUCCAUCAUUGUCGUUAAUCACCAGAAACGGGUUACCAUCCCGAUAGGUUGUGUGGCGCCUGACGUGUUGAUGAAUCCUAUCGAUUUUAGUUAUACAGCUGAAAUGGCUAAAUAUAAGGGGGUUGAAUCACCUGUGGAGUGGAUGGAUGCUGAAAGUCCGCUGUUUCUGUUAUAUACAUCCGGUUCAACGGGAAAACCGAAAGGAAUCCAACAUUCCACGGCCGGUUAUAUGGUAUACGCAUAUUUAACGAUGAAAUGCACUUUUGAUGCUCAUCCAGAAAAGGACAUCUACUGGUGUACCGCUGACUGCGGCUGGAUUACUGGACACACGUAUCUUUUAUAUGGUCCGCUUAUGAACGGUAUGACUAGUGUAUGGUUUGAAGGACUUCCUACUCAUCCAGCACCUGAUAGGCUUUGGGAAAUAACUGACAAAUACAAGGUAAACAAGCUUUAUACUUCGCCGACUGCAAUCCGAGCUUUGAUGGCUUUAGGCGAUGAACAUGUGAAGAAGUUAGUGAAAAUUCUUGGUACCGUUGGAGAACCGAUUAAUCCGGCUGCUUGGUUGUGGUUUUACAACGUGGUUGGUGAGAAGAGAUGUGCAAUAGUGGAUACAUUUUGGCAGACUGAAACGGGUGGCUUUAUGAUAACCCCUUUGCCAGGCGCUACUCCAAUGAAACCUGGAUCUGCUACUUAUCCAUUUUUUGGUGUAAAUCCAGUGAUUCUGGAUUCCGGUGGACGAGUUAUCGAAGGUCCUGGCGAAGGAAAUCUCUGCUUUGAUCGAGCCUGGCCUGGAAUGUUGCGCACUGUGUUUGGCGAUCGUGAGAGAUUCGUGAAAACCUAUUUCACACCAUUCAAUGGGUACUACUUUACUGGUGAUGGUGCACGUCGUGACGAAGAUGGUUAUCUUUGGAUUACGGGACGUGUUGAUGAUCUGAUGAAUGUCUCUGGUCAUCUUCUUUCUACGGCUGAAAUUGAGAGUGCACUUGUAGCACAUAAAAAGGUUGCUGAGGCCGCUGUGGUUGCAGCUCCUCAUGAUAUCAAGGGCUCGUUUCCAUACGCGUUUGUAAUUCUUAAUAGCGGAGAGAAAAUGAACUCGUCACUCAUUGCAGAACUGAAGAACAUGGUUCGCUCUCAAAUUGGAGCAAUCGCUGUUCCUGACGUGAUUCAGUCGGCGCCUGGGCUACCGAAGACCCGUUCUGGGAAGGUGACUCGUCGUAUACUUCGCAAAAUUGCUGAAGGAUGCGAUUCGGGGAUCGGCGACACCACCACACUGGUAGAUGAGGACGUUAUCAAGCACCUCAUUGAUGGUCGUGUUAAUGGCUAA
Angiostrongylus costaricensis is the source of this 2028-nucleotide messenger RNA. The record is from the annotation of a GenBank genome assembly. Lineage: Eukaryota; Metazoa; Nematoda; Chromadorea; Rhabditida; Metastrongylidae.